AUGCGCAACUUGCGGGUAACGUCAGCGCUUAUAUCGCAAGGAUCGAUAGAUGAAGACGUCGAAGGAUUUGCGGACGAUUUCUUUACUGGAGCUGCGUUUGUGGCGACACGCAGUAAACUUCUGUUUUACAAUAAGGAAUUAGAGCAAUGCGGCUCAUUAGGCUGGGAAGAUGAAAGAAGCGGGAUGAAGUUGGUCGACUUGACGUUUAUGUCAGACACAAAUGAUGUGAUAGCCAUUUUUAACAAUGGGCUGGUUUAUACCGCUUCCGCGGAAACAAUGCAGCCUGUAGACGAGCCUGGUCUAUUGGGAUGCGCGGUCCAGGCGGCGUCCUGGAGCCCUGAUGGCGAUACAUUGGUCGUUGUCUCCGGGGAUAUGAUUUGCUUUUUUGAUCGAUUACUGACCGCUGUUUCUGAACGACCGCUCUACGGAGAAGCCGUCGGUAAAGAUGAGUUGGUGACGGUCGGCUGGGGUAGCAAGGAAACUCAAUUCCAAGGUGCGGCAGGCAAGGUGGCCCGCGAAAAGCGCACGGUCAACCGGAAAGCUCUGCCCGAUGACUCUGGCCGGCCAUCAAUCUCCUGGCGAGCUGAUGCCCAACAUGCCACCAUCUCGUAUUUGGAUGUGCCCACUGAGGAGCGGCGCGUCGCUGUUUAUAGUCGGGAGGGCGAGCUGAUGAGUCGAUUGCGCAAUGAAUUCCCACUGGAGGAAGGGGUGGCUGUGAAGCCUGUUGGGAAUUAUAUCGCCACCACGAAGCGACUGGACGACGGCUCUCGCUAUUUUGCAUUUUUCGAGCGAAACGGUGAACCAAGACAUGAGGCGAAAAUCCACGAAGCCAACGUGACCCGUAGACAUUUCGCGUGGGAAUUUGAGGGCAAUAUACUGGCGGUGGAGGUGGAUGAUGGCGAAAAGUCUUACUUGGAACUGUGGACAGUUAGCAAUUACGAGUGGUCCCAGAAGUUGCGAAUACCAUUUGAGAAAGGAUUGGACGCUUGGCAUUGGUCUGCCGUGACGGCCAGACGGCUUUGGGCGUGCAGCGGAGGACGAGUAUACCGAUAUGACUUGAUUUUCGAAUACAACGUGUCCGGUGGACUUGCAGUCGUGGUGGCCACAGACAAGCUGAAAGUCACCGAUUUCUCGAAGGCUCCUAUCCCACCGCCGAUGAGCCACUUCACCGUUCCAAUACACCGCGGCAUCCAACUGCUCGUUUGCAGUUUCGGAUACAUGAGCGUUGUCUACGACGAUUUUUCGAUCGAAUGCUGGAGCGCGCAAAAUGGCCGCUUCGAAAGCCACUUCUGCACACCUGCUGCUGGAUUGGAAACGAAUCGAGCCGAGGCACUUACGGCUGGGAUUCACUCGGCUGACGGUGCAUUGUACCUCGCCGGACCUUCCAAAAUCGGUUCUCUCGUCCACCGGGUCUAUCCGGAUCAGGGCACGGAAAUAUUGUUGGAGUUCCCGCGAAAUAUCAUCGAGACGUCCAUCAACCCCAGCGACGGGCGCCCUAUCGUAAUGCUGGACGAUGGAUCAGUAAUUUCUCUCGAAAACGAGAAGCUCUACAGUCUCCCGGAAUGCCUGUCUUGCCGCAACGCUAGUUGUGGAGACAAGCUGAUCUCCUUAUCACCGGCCCAUAUCCUCUAUUCGGAUGGGAAGCUGCUGUUCCACGACAUUUCGUCUUUCGUCAUCAGGGACAACCUGUUAAUCUGUGUCACGAUGGAUUCGAAGUUACGGAUAUACGACGGCGCUUCUGGGUAUCGCCAGGUGGAUAAAGAGCGUGCACUCGAGUUGGGUAGCUGUCUGGUCGCUGCGGUCCCCGAGCCCGGCACUUCGUUGGUUUUACAGAUGCCACGCGGGAAUCUCGAGACGAUACAUCCACGAAUUUUUGUGGUCGCUGGUAUUCGGACGCAGCUCACUGACAGACGCUACCUGCAAGCCCUAAAGGCAAUGAAGAAGCAUCGCAUCGAUAUGAACCUUCUCUUUGACCAAAAUCCUCAGAAAUUCUUUGCCGAUGCGCGGUAUCUCAUCGAGACUGUCAACGACCCGGAUCUGCUGAAUUUGUUCGUCGCCGCCCUGAAUGAUGCGCCUUCGGAAUGGAGUGAAAGCCGUUUGGUCUAUCCGAAUAAGGUCCAAGUUGUGUGUGAAGCUCUGAGCGAGGCCUUCAAGCAGCUCCCGGAAGAGAGGCGGAGGUCUUUGCUGACUGUGCUGCUCUCCGUGCUGCUGAAGACAGAUCCUCCAAGUAUCAAGGAAGCGCUACGACAUGUCCGGGAGAAUUCCCUCGCUGUUUCACCAGAAGAUCGUGAGAAGACCACCCGGUACUGGCUGCACCAUGUCGGCUUCUUCGUCGAAUCAAAGGCCCUUUUCUCGGCAGCCCUGUCCACCUAUGAUCUCCCGUUGACUGUUCAGGUGGCCGAGGCUUCAAACGCGGACCCAAAGCAAUUUUUACCAUUGCUCAAUCGCUUGCGAAAAGACUGGGACGGAGCGCUGAAGCACAUCGCCGGACUGGACCAGCAUUUCGAGGAGGCCGUGCAGCUUAUCAAACAAAAAGGCAUCUACGCGUCGGCCAUGCGGACAUUUGUGGCCACUGGCAAAUAUAGGGAAAUCUGCGCUAUAUACGCCGAAUUCUUGGAAACGAAGGCACAAUGGGCUGAGGCGGCUCUAAUUUAUGCGAAUGCCGGGAGAUUGCAGGACCAAACGCGCUGUCUGGAAAAAGCCAGGGAACCGACAGAGUAUUAUCGCGUAGCAAAAUUGGUCGGAAGAUCAGAGGAUGAUAUCAAGACAGUCCUACGGAAGAUGAGCGCAUUGUUGAAGUCGACGGCAAGCUGGGAGAAGCUGGUGGAAUGCCUCGAGCUAACGGAUUCUUCUGUCUCGACCAUUUGUGAAGCGCUUGUCGAGGCAGGGAGAUGGGAAGAAGCCUUGGAUAAAGCCCUUGUUGAUGAGAAAGCCUUCCAGAGCACCCGUGUGAGGCUUUUGGAUCGAGCGGAACUUUUGAGAGGGAAAGCUGACACUCAAAGAGCGGAAGUGGAGAAGCAUGCGGAAAGAUUAAAGAUUGUCAGGACAAUCAAGGAACGAAGAUUGGUCAAUUUGAAGGAAGGACUCGAAACUGGGCGGGACCUGGAGGACAUCGACGCUUUCAGUGAGGCCAGCACUGCCAGCGGCGUGAGCCGACGAUCCGGUAGCAGCAGGGCUUCGACUACGGCAACCGCUCGCAAGCGCAAAACUAUCGAGAAAAAGAAGCGGAAUCUGAAGGAGGGCGGUGAAUGGGAGGAUGCGGCCAUUUUGCUGGCAGCUCACGAAAUAUAUUCAUCCAUGGAAUUGAUGACAAGAGAAGCAUCUCUCAUUCUGAGACCGCUGGUUCGCAUCUCGGCUCUGGAUGAGGCUCUAGCUACACAGACGUCAAUUUCCGAACUGGAAGCCAAGUGCCAAUCGCUGCUUCACGUAUUUUGGCCUCAACGUCUGCACCCCCACCACCUCGUCGGGCCCCUUCAUCAUUUGUACACUAUUGACAACGUGCUCAACAUCCCAGAAGACGGUGGAAUGCCUGCAUCAUUUGUUCUCGAGCCCGAGAUGUGCCCUCCGAAGCUGCCAAUCGGUUCUUGGAAGCUGCCGAUGCUAUCGAAUCCAAAAUUA
Messenger RNA from Mesorhabditis spiculigera, 3618 nucleotides. NCBI's taxonomy places the organism in Eukaryota, Metazoa, Nematoda, Chromadorea, Rhabditida, Rhabditidae. The record is from the annotation of a GenBank genome assembly.